Suillus clintonianus is the source of this 1485-nucleotide messenger RNA. RefSeq lists its product as uncharacterized. The record is from RefSeq and is a predicted model, not a curated record. The transcript has 4 exons. Bases 248 to 1189 code for a protein of 313 amino acids. Lineage: Eukaryota; Fungi; Basidiomycota; Agaricomycetes; Boletales; Suillaceae.
GACAACUUUCAUUUGCACGAUGAGAUCACAUCUCGCAGUCCUGUUUGUGCAAUGGACGCGUGAAGCUGCAGCUGAAGCACUGAAGUUAGGCGACGAAACUGUGGGCGUUUGCAGCCCAUCUUACUUAUCUCAACCAGCGACAGAUGCUUACCUAAUUCCAUUGCUUCCCACUGCAGUAUAGCCAAGUACCAGGUGACCAUGAUGCUCACGCUGGUUGAUCACCUACGAGGUAGAGGUUUUCUCAACGAUGCCAGCUGCUCAUCGAGUCCCCGACAGUAGCCCAGUUGCCAUAUUUUUAUCCAAAUAUGGUUCUGGCACUGAGAUAUACGUUAGCCAUCUGGAUACCACUGACGUGUCAGGCCGAAAGAAACAUUUCUUCGCCAUGCUGGGUUCCAAUGUGGCAUGGUCUUUUCUGCUUGGCAGACGCCUAUAUGGCGCUCUGUACCGCUAUGGCAUCCUGUUUAUCCUUGGGAAAAUGUUACCAAUGCUCAAGGCCCCUACUCCUGCGGUGAACUGGCUGUUAGCAGGUCAACUGUGCCUUGACAUAUUCUUGUUGUCUGUCUUACUGCCCUUGAUCAACAACUUCAUCUCGAUCAUGACGUUGCGAUACUAUCAUGGGUUCCCAAAAUCAGAAAUCGUCUUCCGAAAACCUACUGCAGCAACAGUUGCAAACAUUGUCUCUCAGCCUCAGGACAAAAGGGAUUCGUACAUGAAUGAGAUUCUGCGUCAUGCUGUCGAUCCCGAGGAAUUCAAUCAGCCGAGUUGGGGUAUGCCUUGGGAUGAGUGGACCAUGGACUUCCGGGUGAUGGCGGCUGCGUAUGAGGCGGAGAAGAAGGGGAUGAUAUCUAGAGAUGCGUGGGAGCUAAGCGUGUGGAUGAAGAUGAAGGAAGGCUGGACCGUAAUUGAGCACGGAAAAGUCAGUGACCCCUUGAGCCAAGCUGGUAUGAUGGAAAAGCUUCAACGCAAACUCACUGCCAUGGGCAAACGACACGUGUUUACUCAGAUGAUGGAGGUCAUUCAGGUCAAGACUGUCGCUAAAGACGGAACUCCGCUGCCUGUCACUGAGGAAGUGGACAAAAUAAUUGCGGACAUCUUUCACCGGAAUGACGUGGAUUUUGCGCAGUUGACAAGCGAAUUGGCCACAGAAUCUCCCCGUUUUGCAGCCAACUCGUCAAAGAAAUCGAAAUAGACAUAAUGAUAUUGUAUUCUGAGUAUUUAGCACAUCACGGGUACAUUGGAAUCACUAUGGCAGUCGAGUUAAUGCGAAUCACAGGAUAUCUCUAUCGGCUAAGUGGCGCUCUCAUGAGCACGUUGGUAUCAGGUCACCUGGUCUAGAUCAUUUCUCGUCACGAAUAAUGGCAUGAUACAAUGAGAAGAAACGUCCAUUGGCACAUUGUAUCAACAGAACAGGGACAUGUCGAAACUAAAAGUCCUUAUCACUUCAACUUGGCAGACGGUAAGUUGCUUCACCUAUAACCGCUUAUC